UAAGAGGAGCCUCCUGAUUGGCUGGAGGAACACUCCCUUCUCAGAGGAGCCUAGAUUGUUCUAGAAAGUUCUUUCUGGCCUCUCCUCAGCCCUCUUUUCCACCUCAGGCCUCUUUUUUGCCACCUUUCCUCCCCUAUCAGCAAGAUGGGGGAAUGGCAAAGGGUCUUUGCCCGACAUCGGACUGUCCCUCCACAUAACCAGAGAAGACGACACCAACCGCCCCGGGAAUCCACCGCGUUUCAGUGUGCCCUGAAGCGGGUGGAGGGGACAGCAUUGAAGCAGAAGGCGCUGGAGAACAUGGCGGAGGUGGAGUUCCAGCUGCGCCUUUCCCUCUUUGACGCCACCUACCGCCAUUUCUUCGGGAAGACCUGGAAAAGUGCCACAAAGACCCUCAAAACUAUGCCGGGGCAGCCUCCCACGGUGGUCUUCAAUGAGACUGUGUACUUCCACACCUCUUUGGCUCAUCCUAGCAUCCUCCUGGUGAUCGAAGUCGUAGCUGCGGCCAUGAAACGGGACGGCACUCCUCAAGAUCUGUCCUGCGGCUUUGCCUUACUCCAUUUGUUCAACACCAAACCCGAGCCAACCAACCCGGAUCCGAAAGACAAAGGGUUCAGUCUGUAUCACGGGACGCCACGAGCCCUUUUGCACCCGCUGGCCCAGGAGCCGAUAGAGAAGAACAAGUUCCUGGCAGUGAUGGAGGGCAGCUUUUUGCAAUGUACUUUGCAGCUCCAUCCUCCCUUGGAAGCUGUCUAUCACCUUCUCUCCGAAAACACUCCUGUCUCUGCCCAGCAAGGAAUCCCUGGUGUCUUAGCAGUCCAUGAAGGAGAUCCUUUGCAGAAACCACGGCUCAUGAAGACAGUGACCUGGUACUUGGAGACCCUUGCCAUCCACUUGUACCCUUCGCUGGAGAAAUUUGAGGAGGAGCUGUUAGACGUACUCAUGGAUGACCAGGGUAACUCGGCCCUGGAUGGGAACACCCUUCUUGUGCAGGAACGGCGGCUCCACAUUGGGGUCCACAACGGUUUUUGCUUCGUCCAGCCCCCGCAGGUGGCAGUUGUGGUGCCCGAGAUGGACGUGGCCCGAGGACGUGCUGGAAGCUUCCAUAGAAAACUAAGAGCCGCUGGAAAGCCUAGCCCAGAGAGGCAAGGGCUUGUCCUGAGGAGCCGUAUCCACCUGACAGAGAUGGUCCGCCAUCCGGCCUUCGCGGUGGUCUUCUUGUUGGAAUACGUCUUCUCUGCUGUGCACAGAUCUGACAUUAAGGCGUCCUCUGUUACCUCUUUGAGGACACCAUCCUACAUGCAUGCCAUCCGCUGGGCCAUCUGGAACCCCUCGCUGGAUGCGGUUUCUUUGGAUAUGGUCCUCCCGCUGCAAGGAGGAGCCCAGCCUAGUCCCAACCAUGUGCUGGUUUACAAGACACCCCCGGCUGCCAUGAGCUCAGAAGAGGUGAAGCAAGUUGAAUCUGGGACCAUCCAGUUCCACUUCUCCGCUGGCUCUGAGAAGCACCUUGGGACCCCUACAAAACCCUCUGGCAAUGUCAAGGAACAGCUGCCUCUGGCUAAGGCAAAGAACCCACCCCUCUCCUCUCCUGGUUCUCCAUCUUCUCCUCAGAUGCUAGUUUCCACUCAAGAUCAUUCCCAAGGCCCUGGGCUCUCAAUAUCUCAGCUCUCUGUGUCUCCGGUGCGACUCGCAUCCAAGCCCCCCUUGCAGCCCUUCAUCACUUCUCUGCCAUCCCAGCCCUCAGAGGCUCUCAGGCAGGUUGCACAAGAGGAGUGUCUGCAAGGUGCCAUCACUCACUUAGAGUCAGACCUCAGCCAUAGCUCCCUGGUCCAGGACUCCUCUCCUGUGGACCACCUCCGUGAGCUGCCCUUCACACCUGUCCAUGUGCCCAUCAUUGCUCUGGGGGCACCCUCAGGAAGCUCCAGCACUGUCCUGACCCGGGCCUCCCUCGCCCGCCUGCGUGCCUCUGGGUUUCCUCAGCUCCUCGACUGCAACAAGGAGCCAGUCCAAAUGGUGGAGCCUACGGACCCUGUGCACUUCGACCCGCAACGGGAAGAAGCUGACCUCUUGCAGAAUAACGAAAUCGUCUUGCAGUUUCUCGCAUUUACCAGGACCCUGCAGGACCCCACAGCUGCAGAGGCCUGGCCGAAGACCAUCUAUUUCACCUUCCAGUUUUACCGGUUCCCUCCGGUCACGACGCCGCGGCUGCAGUUGGUCAAGACUGACAGCUCCGGAGGGGCUUCGGCCGUGACCUCCCCCCACCUUUUGGUCCAGAUUAACCAAGAUGGAACCCUGAACCUUGGCUCUACAGGUUUCCAGUUGAGAUACAUGGUGGAUCCUGGCUUUCUCAAGCCAGGGGAACAGCGAUGGUUCCUCCGCUACCUUGCCGAGCACACCCUGCAAAUCGACGCCUGGGAUGGGGAUUCUUUGCUCCUUGUUGGAUCUGCUGCUGUAAAACUGAAGCAUUUACUCCGCCAGGGCCGGACAGCCGUUCAAGUCCACCACGAGCUGGAGGUCCUCACCAUGGAGUACAAGCAAGAAGCGACAGUGAUGAGUGGGGAGGCUUUCCACCAUGGCGCCGUGAAACCCAUUGGAGUCCAGGCUGUGGUGCGAGGCCGCAUCCACCUGAGCCUGGCCAACAUUGGUCACCUUUGUGAACAGAGGCUGAAGAAGUCACACUCCUUGCCGCUUUCUCGCUCGCGGAUCAUCUCCUCGCACGACGGGACCAGUGGCUUCCAUGGAGGCAGCCUGCUCUCCCUUCAUGCACCCAUUGCAGGAAACGUGUGCCAGGCACAGAAGCUGGCCGACGUGGACAGCGAGUUGGCGGCAAUGCUCUUUUCCCACCUGCGCGAAGUCAGUGCCACCUUCCAGCAUGCCAGCCGUGAGGCCGGCGUGGUCCGGAGGCGGAAGCUGGAGAGGAUGCUCUCUGUCCGGAAGCGAGAGUCCCAAGAGGGAGACACCGGGAAGAAAGUCAGUCUCAUCUUGGGACGCCAUGAAGACCGCAUCCAGCACUCAAGGGACCUGCAGAUCAUUGAAGCUUACCGGGAGCGCAUCAAAGUAGAGAGCAUCGCCAGCAUGCUGAGCCAAGCCAUCACUACCCGCCACACCGUCUACGCCACCUUUGGGGCAGCGGAGUUCUUUGAGUUUGCCCUCAAAAACCCUUAUGGCGUCCAGCACACGGUCACCAUUGAGAUUGACAACCCUGAGCUCAGUGUCAUUGUGGACGCCCGAGAAUGGAAGCAUUUUAAGGAUCUGACUCAGACAGUCACCCCAUUGGAAGAGGAGAUGUUUCACCUCCAGGAGAACCUGGCCCCCCAGGUCUACUUGCGUCCCAAGGAGACGGUGCACAUCCCCUUCAAGUAUCAGGCCUUCUGCAUGGACUCCACCACCAUGAUGCAGCAAGGUCCUGCAGAGCUGUCAUUUGGCGAGGGCCAAAAGGAUGCAGCGGCCUUUUGGAAGUCCAGCGGCACACAGACAAAGCACAUCAAGGUCUCCUUCACAGCAAGCGAUGGCAAGCCUAUCGCCAUCCUCCAUCUCAGCGUGGAAUCCCAGCCCCACGUUGUGGACCAGACUUUCCGUUUCUGUCACCCAGAGCUCACCUUCCUGAAGAAGUCCAUCCGCCUCCCUCCGUGGCACAUGCUUCCAGGUGCUCCUGUGGGGAUGCCGGGUAGAGAACCGGAGAUGUUUGUACGCUGCAGUGAUCCUAACAUCAUCUGUGAAACCAAGAAAAUGGGCCCUGGUGAACCCCAGGAUGUGUUUCUGAAAGUUGCCGGAGGACCGAGUCCACAGAUCAAGAGAUUCUUUCUGGCCAUUUACAUGGAUCCCUGGCUGGCCACUCCGACACAGAUCUGGCAGUUCUACCUCCAUUCCUUGCAACGGAUCGAUGUGAGCUGUGUAACCGGGCAGCUGACCCGCCUCUCGCUGGUGCUCAGGGGGACGCAAGCCCUCCGGAAGGUGAAAGCAUACGCCUCCCACCCGCAGGAGCUGAAGGUGGACCCAGAAGGCGUCUUCCUUCUCCCUGCCAACGGAGUGCAAGACUUGCACCUGGGCAUCCGGCCCCAAAGCGCAGGAAGCCGCUUUAUCUACCUCAAUCUGGUGGACGUUGAGUACCACCAACUCGUCUCCUCCUGGCUGGUCUGCUUGUCCUGUCGGCAGCCUCUCAUCUCCAAGGCCUUUGAAAUCCUGCUCCCAGCUGGCGGAGGCAAAGGCUCCAACAAGAGGAUCACCUAUGCCAACCCCUACCCGACCCGGAGGAUGUAUUUCCUUCAUACCAACCGGCCAGACUUGCUGCAGUUCAAGGAAGACUCCUUUGAGAUCGCCGGAGGCGAGACCUAUACCAUCGGCUUACGCUUUGCUCCGAGCCAGAGCGCCGGCCAGGAGGAAAUUCUGAUUUACAUCAACGAUCACGAAGACAAGAACGAAGAGACCUUCUGUGUGAAGGUCGCCUACCAGUAACUCUGUGUGUGUGUGUGUCUGGGUCUACCUUUAACUCGGUCGUUUUCAACUCCUUCUGGCCAUUCAUCAAACUUCCCCAGAGGCACGGUUCUGUUCCUUUCAUUAUUCCCAUCUGCCAAUAGUCCUUGUGUCCGUGAAUCGUCCCUUGGCCACACGUCUGCAGAGAGGCCUUCUUCCCAGCGGCCGGAUGCCUCCCUCCCCAUUUUGGCGUGUGUCUGAAUGAUUGAUUCCCCCCAAAGAUUCCUCACACAUCAGCAUCACAACCUCCAUUGGCACGGCUGCUGAGUCCUCUUGGUCCUCUUUCUACUCCUCCCAGAUUUGGAUCGAAAAUGCAUCCCUCUCACCCUGAAACAGUACUCAGAGAAGGUCACUGAGGCUGUCAGGCCUUCAAGGGCAAUGAUUCCGGCUUGUCUGGAGAUUGGGUUGGUUUUGUAGCCUUAUCUCCCUCCCCCAUAGAGAUGGAGUUUGUUUGUAUUUUUAUAUAUGAAAAUAAAUUAUUUUGUUGGAAA
Sceloporus undulatus (fence lizard) is the source of this 4961-nucleotide messenger RNA. RefSeq names its product nephrocystin 4 (gene NPHP4). The record is from RefSeq and is a predicted model, not a curated record. NCBI's taxonomy places the organism in Eukaryota, Metazoa, Chordata, Lepidosauria, Squamata, Phrynosomatidae. The transcript is spliced from 30 exons. Gene Ontology annotation, cellular component: ciliary basal body; ciliary transition zone; ciliary base. Bases 145 to 4452 code for a protein of 1435 amino acids. Gene Ontology annotation, biological process: protein localization to ciliary transition zone; negative regulation of canonical Wnt signaling pathway.